GACAGUGUAACUGCAUUUGAGCUGGAGAUUUGACCGACAUCAACAUGAAGACAAUCUGUGUGCUUAUACUGUGCACUAUUGCACUGUCGUCUGCUGAAGACCAUCCUCGUGGCAGGAUGAUCCAGGUCUGCGGAGCUGAACUCGCCAGGGCUGUCAAACGUGUUUGUGAAGACGGAGACCUGGAUUUCUUUAACCUCCAACACUUACAGCAUCAUCACCAGCAUAAUCACCAACCAGAUCACCAACAUGAUCACCAGGGUGGUCAUCACCAUGAGUCGAAGGGGCAACUGAUGAAGAGAGACACAUCCACCACUUUAGCUGACCAUUGCUGCCUCAAGCCAUGUCAUGUGAAAGAUUUUGUCAGCUAUUGUCCUUGAAUGGAAACUCCUCAAGAUAAUAUCUUACUUAGACUUAAGUUUAAUACAAAAUGUGUAUGGUCGAAGACAUAAUUAUAAGUGGUGAAAUAAUCGUCGUAGAAUCUUAAUUUAGUUUGAAUAUGUUUCUUAGUUCUAGAGUCUUGUUAUUGUAUAUUCAUUUCCGCUGCUGAAACUGCCUUAUUUACAUAAAUAUAAAUAAAUUUAAU
Molecule: messenger RNA, 583 nt
Organism: Spodoptera litura
Lineage: Eukaryota; Metazoa; Arthropoda; Insecta; Lepidoptera; Noctuidae
Source: RefSeq, a predicted model, not a curated record